Molecule: messenger RNA, 2352 nt
Organism: Corylus avellana
Lineage: Eukaryota; Viridiplantae; Streptophyta; Magnoliopsida; Fagales; Betulaceae
Product: cysteine-rich receptor-like protein kinase 10
Biological process (GO): defense response to bacterium; protein phosphorylation
Cellular component (GO): plasma membrane
Molecular function (GO): ATP binding; protein serine/threonine kinase activity
Source: RefSeq, a predicted model, not a curated record
AAUAGACGGCAUUAAAAGCCAUAGCUGAAAGGCCAGAAGCAAGAGGUUAAUGGUGAUGAUAACAAUGGGCUCGCCUGGCUUCAACCUCUGCUUGACGACCCUUUUUGUUCUCCCCUUACUCAUCGCCUUCCUUAGCCAGACCAGAACUGAGGCUGCUGCAACUUACGUCUACCACAAUUGCCCAAACGCAACCAAUUUCACCGCCACUUACGAAAACAACCGCAACCACCUCCUCGCUUCCCUCUCCUCCAACGCCACCCGAGCCACGGGAUUCUACAACACCACCGCCUCAACGCCCAACUCCGUCGACACGAUCUACGGCCUCUUCCUCUGCCGCGGCGACAUCUCUGCUGCCGACUGCCGAGACUGCGUUUCCGGCGCAACUGAAGACGUGGUCGAACGCUGCCCCAAGGCAAAAGACGCCGUGGCUUGGUACGAAUACUGCAUGUUACGCUACGCAAACCAGUAUUUCUUCUCCAGCAUGGUCACCGACCCGGGCAUUUACAUGUGGAACACGGUUAAUGUGUCGGAGCCGAGCCGGUUUGACCAGCUGGUGAGGACAACGAUGAACGACUUGGCAAGCGGGAUUUCCAACGUUGGGGCCGGAGCCAAGAAGUUUGGCACGAAAGAAGCCAACUUCACAGCGUUGCAAACUCUGUACACCCUUGCCCAGUGCACGCUGGACAUCUCGCGCUCCGAUUGCAAUAGCUGUCUCCAGAGAGCGAUAGCGAGUCUGCCGGGUUGUUGUGGGGGAAAGCAAGGAGGCAGAAUUCUGUUUCCUAGUUGUAACGUUAGGUUUGAAGUUUACCCGUUUUACCAGUCACUAAACACAUCGGCGCCAACGCCUUCUACUCCGGCACUUGUUCCUCCACCCCCGGGAUCGGUAACAGCACCCAAAGGAAAAGAUACAAUCUCAGCGUUGACAAUUGUUGCCAUUGUCGUUCCAAUUUCUGUCUCGAUUGUGCUGUUUGUUAUCGGCUACUGCUUUGUAAUUAAUAGGAGAGCAAGAAAAAAGUACAAUGCUAUACAGCAAGAGAAUGCUGCGCAUGCAAAUGAUGAUAUUACAACGGUAGAGUCCUUGCAAUUUGAUCUUGCUACAAUUGAAAUUGCCACCAACAAGUUUUCAGAUGAUAAUAAGCUUGGUGAAGGCGGAUUCGGCGCAGUUUACAAGGGUGUACUGCCUAAUGGACAAGAAAUAGCUGUGAAGAGGCUGUCGAGAACCUCUGGGCAAGGAAAAGAAGAAUUUAAAACUGAGAUGAUAUUAGUAGCCAAGCUUCAACACAGAAAUCUCGUAAGGCUAUUGGGAUUUUGCUUGCAUGGAGAGGAAAAGAUACUUAUCUAUGAAUUUGUGCUCAACAAAAGCCUUGACUACUUUUUAUAUGAACCUGCAAGUCAAGGACAACUAGAUUGGUCGAGUCGUUAUAAUAUUAUUGGAGGGAUCGCUCGAGGGCUUCUUUAUCUUCAUGAAGAUUCUCGACUUAGAAUUAUACAUCGUGAUCUUAAAGCCAGUAACAUUUUGUUAGAUGGAGAUAUGAAUGCAAAAAUUUCAGAUUUUGGUAUGGCAAAGAUUUUUGGAGUUGAUCAAACUCAAGGAAACACCAGUAGAGUUGUUGGCACAUAUGGUUAUAUGGCUCCAGAAUAUGCUAUGCAUGGACAGUUCUCUGUAAAGUCCGACGUGUAUAGUUUUGGUGUCCUAAUUCUUGAAAUCGUAAGUGGCAAGAAAGUCAGUUCUUUCUAUCAAUCAGAUGGUGACGAGGACCUUUUGAGCUUUGCUUGGAAACACUGGACGGAUGGAACGCCCUUGCAAGUGUUGGAUCCAAAUAUGGGAAAUUCUUACUCAAGAGAUCAAGUCAUCAGAUGUCUCCAUAUUGGUGUACUCUCUGUACAGGAUGAUCCAACUGAAAGACCCACAAUGGCAUCCAUAGUUCUCAUGCUGAACAGUCAAUCUGUUUCUUUGCCAUCAUCACUUCCUCGACAACCAGUAUAUUUCCUUCAUAGUCGAACGGGACAAAAGCCUUUAAUGGAGCAAGAGUCAGAUCAAUCUACAAGCAAAUCAAUACCAAUGUCUGUAAAUGAAGUAUCUAUUACUGAAUUAUACCCUCGAUAGUGUUGAUAAUAAGAACUAGGAUCCUUUCCAGUUCAAAAGAACAGAAGAAGAGCCGGUUACUUAAAACAUGAGGGUAAAAUGAUCCAAACAAAAACUAAAAUUAGCAUUUUGCCCUCAUAAUAGAAGUAAUCGGUUCCUCUCCAAUUCUUUUGAACUAGCUAGAGAUCAUCUAGGUUCGAGUAGUAAGGACUUUACAAGAAUUAAUAAAUGUUUAUUAAGUCAUUGUACUUGAACUGUGAGUUGGA